Messenger RNA from Phanerochaete carnosa HHB-10118-sp, 1953 nucleotides. RefSeq lists its product as uncharacterized. Lineage: Eukaryota; Fungi; Basidiomycota; Agaricomycetes; Polyporales; Phanerochaetaceae. The coding region runs from base 122 to 1774 and encodes 550 amino acids. The record is from RefSeq and is a predicted model, not a curated record. The transcript has 3 exons.
CCCUCACCCAAGCCCUCACAGCGCACGCUCCUCAGGCUCCUGCGUCUGUUGCGUGGCGCGACAUUCAUUUCAUACACACCUGUACAGCUAUUAACGGCUUCUAACGACUUUUAUGACCAGAAUGUAUGCACCGAAUCGUUUGGAUACUCCACCGCCUGCCUCGCGCUUCCGGCGUCCUUGGUCCCCGGAGCCUUUCGACCCUAACCCGCCGCGUAACGCUGAGAACGGUCGCUCUGCAGAAGGAUACACUCAACAUGGCUUUAUGCAGAGAAGAGAGCCCUCAGAUGUCUCUAUCGAAGCCUUGGAUCUUGCAGACUACGCGAGGCAGCUAGCUCGAAGCACCGACCCGCGCAGCGCGCCCGCCUUCCAGCCCGUCUUCCAGGCAUACGACUCAUACCCGCCGUCUCCUCAACCUCUACGACCGCUUGCGAGCCGCGACUCGCUCUCAUCGCCACCAAACUUCUCGCCUUCGUCGCCUAGGCACCAUUUUCCCCCCUUUUCGCUACCCGCAAGCACAGCCUCUGCUAGCACACGUUACAAUACGUUGCACAACCCUCCAACUCAGUCAAGUCGUCCGAGCCAGUCGCCAGAUUACGGCCAUGAUCCGCUGCUGACCCCACUUGACUUUGAGCAUGAGGUCGACAUCGCGCAACCUCGAGGGUUAUACAAUCCCACGGCAGAUUACUUUAAUGCAAAGCCUCUCUACACAUCGCCAGAGAUUGAUCCGUUUGACCCUGACUACGGGCACGACUCUUUCCGCGGACUGCCCCCAGCGUAUUCGUCUCCUCGUUCAUCCAACUAUGGCCACCGCUUGUCCAAAGACGUUGUCCCAUGGGGAUCGGAAUCUGUGGCCGGCGCUCCCAUUGAUCCCGAAAUCAAAGCUGAGCGCGUGCGUGCACUUGAACGCCAAUUUGGCGAGGACGCCAAGGAGGUCGUCGAUGAAGAGCACAUGAUUGGCAGCGUAGAUGCAAAGGGCAAGUUGAUCACCACUGGUCCAAAAAAGCGUGUUGCUGUGCGAUGCUUGCAGGUUCUGCUUUCACUGCUUGCAGCUGGUUCGGGCAUAUACUCUGCUGCUUUUAUAAAGACAUCCACUCCGCCUCCACCGGCAGGCACAGCGCAGGCAUACUCGCUCUACGUUGUCUCUGUAAUCACCUUCCUGCUCGCCACGUACCUAUUCAUCAUUUACCCAGCAUGUUGCGGUUCGCGAACACGCAAGAGCUCUUCCUUCACUGAUGGGCCGGAGGGCAUGAUGGUUCUACCAGUUCCAGGCAUGCCUGGCGGCAAGCAGAAAGGAAAGAAGGGGAAGAAGGGGAAGGUGCCAGGAGAAGGUGUGCAGGUUAACCUGAUAGUUGACCCUGGCAUGUUUGGCGGGCGGCGAGAAGACGACUAUUCCGACGAGGACGCCGAUACUGAGUCUGAGUACACUGGCCCACGCUCGUUUGGCGGACCCUCCCGGGAGCGAAGGAGGGCUCGGAGGGCCAGACGGCGAGGCGUCUUCGCAGGAUUGGCUCUCGAAGCGCAGUGGAAGGAAGCUAGGAAGCGGCUCAAGAUCAACGCGGCCGUGGACGCUGUCAUGGUAUUGCUCUGGGGUGCAGAGUUUGUCUUCAUACUUUGGGGUAAGCGAUGUCCGUCUGGUCAAUUUGACGGCUGGUGCGACGCGUACAAUCUAGCGACAGCUGCCGCUUGUCUUUUGUGUCUCGCCUUCGGUCUCAGUAUAUUUUUCGAAGUGAAAGACCUUUACGCCAGCAAAGCGUCACCAAGGACACGGACGUAAUAUCUUCAUUCCGUUCUUUGUUAGCUCGACAAUCGAAUUUCACAUUCUUCACGACCUCUUACGACACUCAUGAUUUAUCCCUAUAUAUGUAUCGUAUCGUUCAUAGCUUUCGUCGGUGUACACCGCACUGUAUUGUUUCUUCCGGCGAACGUACAUAAUAUAAUUUUCGUAAUGUUCCG